This is a messenger RNA of Phycodurus eques (leafy seadragon), 478 nucleotides long. RefSeq names its product NADH:ubiquinone oxidoreductase subunit B3 (gene ndufb3). Lineage: Eukaryota; Metazoa; Chordata; Actinopteri; Syngnathiformes; Syngnathidae. The record is from RefSeq and is a predicted model, not a curated record. Gene Ontology annotation, cellular component: mitochondrion. Bases 86 to 364 code for a protein of 92 amino acids. Gene Ontology annotation, biological process: mitochondrial respiratory chain complex I assembly; electron transport chain. The transcript is spliced from 3 exons.
AACCACUUGCCGUACUUCUGCCAUACAGCAGUACCAACUGUCGUAACAGCGCAGAAGCAGAGGUCACAACACAGGAGGAUCCAGUAUGGGAGGUGACCACGGCCACAGCAAGUUGUCCAUGCCAGACUGGCGGCAGUGGAAGGUAGAGGGCACGCCACUGGAAUUCACACAGCAAAGGUUGGCGGCCAGGGGCCUCAAGGACCCGUGGGCCCGUAACGAGGCAUGGAGGUACUCGGGUGGCUUCGCACGUGCUGUAACUCUGUCCGAUGUGCUACUGAGAGGAUUCAAGUGGGGCUUUGCUGCCUUUACCGUUGCUCUGGCUGUUGAGUACGCCCUGUUCCCACCAAAGAAGGGUUCCCACUAAUGCACAUCAUCGGCCGUACUCGUAUCCCCCGGUUAAACCCAUUGAUUCUAAUGUUAUUCUGAAUUUGCAUUCAUUAAAUGAAUUUGCAUUCAUUAAAUGUCUCUUUAAUCACCA